AUGUUACAAAAUUCUUUGGAUUCUCCCUGUAAAAAGGGUUAAGAAAGUCUGCUAAUUAAUACAAGAGGAAUUGUAUCAAAAUAAAAUGUCAUAUAAAUUUUGGUAUUUUAUAUUUUGCAUUCGCUUAUUGACCUUGCUUUAUUGAUUCAGUAUCCUCAUUAUUUACAAUACAUUAUACCUAAACUCUCUAUAAGUAUCUUAAUGACUAUCAUAAUAACAUUAUUUUAGAAAAAACUAACUCAUAUGAUAAUCAAUAUUUUUUUGGUUGUGGUAAAAUUAAAUUCAAUUCUUUUUCUUUUAUUGAUUGGAUAAGAUUAUAUAUUAAUAGUAGUAUUAAUUUGUGAUCACAAUUAUUACCCAUCAAAUUUAGAAAACUUCGAAUAUUCUGUUCAAAAAAUCAUCGUAAAAAUCGUGUGUUUAGUAAUAAUGAUAAUUGAGUUUAAAAUAAUGGAUAUUUUUAUAUUAGCAAGUGUUUUAUUAUAGGAAAUAUACAAAUUAGGUUUAUUUUUAAAAUAAUCAAAAAAUUAAAAUAUUGGAGAAUUAUUUAGCUCUUUUUAAAAUAAAAUUAAUAGAGAAACAUUAACAAUAUUUUCUAAAGAAAACACAUGGAUGAGUAGAAUAUCUACUCUUCCUAUAUGUUUCAUUAUGAUUUCAAAAAAAGAUUUGAAAUUAACAUAUAAAAACCAAAAUGUUUAUACACAUUUUUCAACAAUCUGUAAAACUGAGGAAGAAUAUGAUAAAUUAAUUCUAAAUUAAUUGGAAUUUUCUAUUAUUUCAGGUAUAUUUUAAUUUAACAAUAUAGAAUAUUUUGAAGAUCAAAAUAACAUAGCUACAGAUUAACAUAUAAAAAAGAACAGAUUGAGGAAUCAUUUAACCACAAAAAAACUUAAUUAAAAAUUAAAUGAUUUCUCUGAAUAAGAAAGCUUAAAUCCAUAAUUUAAGGAAACCAAUAAAUUACUUGAAAUUUUAGAAAAUUAUAAAGAAGGUAAAUUAUGGGAUACUAUGAAUUCUAUCAACAAUUCUUUAGAACUAUUUUGUUAACAUUUUUGGGAAGAUAAUAGAUGCUCAACUUAUAGUGGGUAAAUGAUUAUCAAUCAAGAUGAUGAUGAAAUUAUUUUAACAUUGAUUGACAUAUCUAAACAAAAUAAGUAUUAUGAUGAGAUGAUCAAAGAUUAAUUUAAGACUUCAGUAAAAUAUUUAUUUAUUAUAAAAGAUAGCUCAAUCCUUCUCACAUGAAUUAAGAACUCCUUUAAAUAGUUCCUGUAACUUCUUAUAAUAUUGUUUGAAUCAUAAAGGUAUAGAAGAAGAUUUAAAAAACAAUUUCAUCUAACCUGCUAUUAAUGCAUUAAGAUUGUAAUCCUAUUUGAUUAAUGAUAUUAUUGAUUUUAGUUCAUUAUGUGCAGAUAAUUUGGAAUUGAAUAUUAAAGAUUUUCUAAUUAAGGAUUUAGUAGAUGAAAUAAAUAAAUUAUUUAAAUCUGUAAUAGAAAUGAAAAAUUUAAUAUUGUAUGUUGAUUUAUUGGAGAAUCAAUUAAAUAGUUUAUGUACAGACUUUUCUAGAUUAGUCUAAAUUAUUGUUAAUAUCUUAUAGAAUUCUAUUAAAUACUCAAAUUCUGGAUAUAUUCUUUUGAAAUUAACCUCUUUUUCAUAAAAUUACUUAAAGAUUACUAUUAAAGAUGAAGGAUUUGGAAUAGAAGAAGAUAGAUUAAUAAAAAUACAUUAAAUGUUAUUGGAUGUUGAAUAAAAAUAAAACUUUUCUUAAUAUUAAUCUUGGCAUGGAUUUGGUUUGUUGAUUUCAUCCAUGUUAUUAUCAAAACUAUGUCCUGCCGAUUAUAAAUCACUAUUAAUAAGAUCUGGAGGAAGUGGAUAAGGAACUAAAGUUACUUUCUAUAUUUAGAAUCAUAAAUUAAGUCAUUCAUCAUCAAGUGUUCAUUAUAAGGAUAAGCCAAUAAGAUUUAAUAGUAAACUUAGAUAAAGUAAUCUUUCAGGAUCAAAUCAUCAUAUGUCACUUAAUGGAACACUUAUCUAAAUUAGUGAUUUAUUCGUUUCUAAUAGAAAAGUUAAUAUUAAUACUCAAUUUGUAAAAAAAGUAACUUUGAAAUCUGUAAAAUCUAAUGAAAAUUCAAUUUUCUCAGAUAGUAUAAUUAACUUAGAUUAAGAUUUAUAAAUAUCUGAAUUGCAUCACUUAUAACCUUUUUUAUUUACAGAAAAUGCUCAUUAAAAAUCUAAAUUAAGUAAAUAGGAUUAAUCUCCAAAAAGUAAUCAUCAAUAAACAAAAAUUGUAAGUUAUAAAUAAUUAAAGCUUUAAGAAGAUUAAGAUAGUGAAUAAUAUUUAAAAACAAUUAUGAGAAAGAAGAAAUGUACAUGUAAGAAAAUAUUAUCAGUAGAUGAUGAAAUUUUUAAUUAAAAAUCUAUAUAAUUCUUAUUAACUUAAUAAGGAUUUGAAGUCUUUCUGGUAUUAUUAUUAAUUAUAUAAAAGGCAUUCAAUGGUUAAGAAGCAAUUGAAAUAGUUUAAAAAACAUAAAAAUGUAAUAAUAAUUGUAGUUUAUUUUUAUUAAUUUUGAUGGAUUAUUAAAUGCCUAUAAUGAAUGGAUUAUAAGCCACUAAGUAAUUGAGAUUAAUGAUGGAUUAACAUUAAAUACCAUACAUACAUAUUAUAGGAUUAACAGCAUUUAAUAGUAAGAAUGAUAUUCUUAUGUGUUUAAAUUCUGGUAUGAGUGAUGUAUUAACAAAACCAUUGAUAAUAAAAGAUCUUUUUGAAAUAUUGCAACUAAUUUGA
Messenger RNA from Paramecium primaurelia, 2776 nucleotides. Lineage: Eukaryota; Ciliophora; Oligohymenophorea; Peniculida; Parameciidae. The record is from the annotation of a GenBank genome assembly.